AUGGGCGCUAUUGCUGCGAUAAUACUUGCGACUUGUCUUCACGGAAUUUUAGGAUGCCAGCUACCCAACGACUGGAGACCACAGACCGAGUCGUGCAGAGCCGAGUUGGCGGAGAUAAUAGUUUUUGCCAAAGUUCUGGCGAUUCACAAGGACUUCUACAGCGUGUAUAACUAUCUGCCGUGGCAGUACGACACGAAGCUCCUUUACUCUGCAGAGAUAGAGCUGCUGUGUGACCAGGCAUGGGGCAGCAUGCUGGAGGUACCCGCCGGCUCCAGAUUCAAUGUCACCGGACUUGGUUACUUCCCCUGUCAUUCGUACAGUGUCCUGGAGGACAAUGCGUAUUAUUUCUUUCUGAGGAUGGACGAGAACUACAACAUCAUUCCUCACGGCGUGAACUUCCAGGACCCCAUCUUCCAGGACACACCCGAGAACCACCGCAUGUUUGCCAGCCUCUUCCAGUUCGCCAACUGCACGGCGGGGACCCAGGUCCACACGCACAGCCCGGAGUGGGAAGCUCAGGAGGACAGUCGGCUGCUGUGCUCUGCGGUCCAGAAGGCCUUAUACGGGGAGGAGGAGCGGGUCAAAACCCUCUCUCAGAAGGUCCGCUCCCUGGAGAAGGCCAACGGCCACCUGCGGGACAAGGUGAAGAGCAUGAAGCGGCUUCUGAGACAGGCCAAGAAUGAGAGCAAGGAGAAGAAGCAGCACCUCAAACAGCAGCAUGAGCCCGAACGCGCUAACGCCAGCCGCGACUCGCACCCCCAGCAGGACACCACGCAGGAGCAGAGCAAGCCCCCGAAAAACGUCGUCUCCAGGAAGCCAAAGAGCUGAACCUGUCCCGGACACUGUCCCACCCAGGGUCAAAGGUCAGGCAUUAUUCAUCUGAUGACCCUAGGGAAAACACACAUCAGCAAACGACCUGUUCAGCAGGAGGAGUCAGCAGAAACCACAGAGCAUAGCCAGACAGAACGUGCAUCGGGUAUCACGCUAGGAGCCACGGAGACAGACCAAAUAAACAUUUUAUUUUUAAAUGUGAUUGUCUCUUUCUGGGGGAAGGAAAAAGCAAUUCAAGAUGGUUUAAAUUAAAAAGGAAUCACGGCAUACAUGCUCUCAUUUAGCCCACUUAAGGCCUUUUUUUGCAUUUUCAGACAAGGCGAAAUUAGAUAUAAUUUCUAGUUUGCUUUAUCCUCUGGGUUUCUUUCAGAAAUUUGUAGAAGGAAAGAAAAUUGUAGUUUCCAGUCAGCGUUUCAAGUCAGGCUGACUCAGGCAUAAAAGUAAUCCAGCUCCCCUCUUAUUAUGAAAUGCUUGCUGGGAAUGUUGCAAUCAGCCAAUGUUAAUUUGCACCAUCCUUUCUAGAAAGAUGAGCAGCCAAACUGUGUCCCACUGCUUUGUCUCCACCAUACUGAGGAAAGAUACUGAGAUUCGCAACUUGCACUGUUUAAAAACUUUACAUAUAGUAGUGACUGAAUCCAGUGGUGCCUGAUCUAUCUUGCUUCUGUUUGUAGCCAAUUGUAAUAUAUACUUAUACUUUACUAAAGUUUGUAUGUUCGAAAAUGGGGUGCUGCGCAUUCCAACCAUUGCCGUAAUCAUAGAAUGAUUUAAAAUAUGAAUAUGAAUAUGAUCAAUUUUUAAAGAAUAGAUGUGAUGAGUGUCUUGUUAAAAAGAGAUUUUGUCUGUUUAAAUGCUUUUAGCCUAUGGAUUAAGUUAACCAGUAUAUUCACACUAUAUUAUGUAAACUAGCAGCUUGGGUCUUUCACCAGUAAAUUCAACUUCCAUUUUCCCUUAGACUGUGCUGUCCAUCAGCAUACAGUAUGUUAUGAUGUUUUACUCCAUGAUAUAUCUUAUACCACAUCUUAUCUUUAUGGCAUAUUAAACAAUGAAAUACA
Molecule: messenger RNA, 1883 nt
Organism: Anguilla rostrata (American eel)
Lineage: Eukaryota; Metazoa; Chordata; Actinopteri; Anguilliformes; Anguillidae
Product: coiled-coil domain-containing protein 3-like
Exons: 3
Coding region: 1-828 (275 amino acids)
Source: RefSeq, a predicted model, not a curated record